This is a messenger RNA of Vespa mandarinia (Asian giant hornet), 1279 nucleotides long. RefSeq lists its product as uncharacterized. Gene Ontology annotation, cellular component: nucleoplasm; nucleus. NCBI's taxonomy places the organism in Eukaryota, Metazoa, Arthropoda, Insecta, Hymenoptera, Vespidae. The record is from RefSeq and is a predicted model, not a curated record. Gene Ontology annotation, biological process: regulation of transcription by RNA polymerase II. Gene Ontology annotation, molecular function: zinc ion binding; RNA polymerase II cis-regulatory region sequence-specific DNA binding; DNA-binding transcription repressor activity, RNA polymerase II-specific.
GUGCAACAGGACAAAACACGGUGGAUGUACAAUGGAACUAUCUAAACACGAAAACGAUGAGUUGGAGAAUAUUGAAAACGAAGAAAUUAUGAUGAACGAUCCUUUGAGAUAUUCAACGAAAACAAGAAAAAUAUAUUGCAAAUCGGAUAUACAAAGAAACGAAAGGGAUACACGUUAUCAUAGUAAGUGUUCAUCAAAUCGAAAAUAUUCGACCAUUUAUCAAUGUGACGUUUGUGGUAAGAAAUUCCGAAAAAAGUUUCAACUUCACAAGCACAAAUACGAGCAUGAGAAUAAAUCCGAAGAAAGUAUGGAGUACGAUAAUCGUUGCGAAGAAUGUGGUAGGGUAUUUCUUAAUGAGAAGAAGUUACAUAAACAUAUGAUUAAGGCUCAUCAACAGGAAAAACCAUAUCAGUGUGCUCUCUGUGGUAAAUGUUUCAAAACUGAAGAAUUUUUGAAGACACAUUUGAAACAACACAACAAACGUUUCACUUGUGAUAUAUGUGGUGUCUCCAAAGUAUCGGGAUACGAUUUACGUUUGCACAAAAAGAAACACAAUCAGGAAUACGUAACUCACUGUGAGAUUUGUGGUAAAGGAUUUUACACAAAUCAGACGUUAGAGAGACAUUUGUUAACUCAUACUGGUGAGAAACCAUUCAUUUGUAAAAUCUGUAAUACUCCUUAUGCUAGUGCAGCUUAUUUGAAUAUGCACAUCAAGUCCCAUGGUCAACGGGAGAAACACAAGUGUAAUAUUUGCAAUUUUGAAAGUUAUUGGAAGGCAGCUUUGAAAGUACAUCUGAAGAUUCACAGUGGCGAAAAUCAAAUAACAUGUGAGAUAUGUGGAAAAUCGGUGUCGAGUAAAACCUAUUUGCAAAUUCACAUGCGAAUACAUUCCGGUGAAAAGCCGCACGUUUGCGAAGUAUGUGGGAAAGCAUUUAGCGUUAGGAAAUAUCUCGUUGUACAUUUGAGAACGCACACAGGAGAAAAACCUUAUGAAUGUAAAGUCUGUCAGAAGAGAUUCACUCAGCAAGGAUCAUUGAAUUCGCACAUGAAGUCGCACAAUGAGAAUAAGUAAUAAAACCAAAGAAACAAUAUCGAAUUAGUAGUAUGUAUUUUCAAAUAAUAAGAGACUCUGCUUCACUCAUGAAUGUUGUGCAAAUUGUUAAUGUAAAAUGUUGUAACAUGUUAGCACGACGAACGGUUUCUCUUACCGUCCAUAUUAUAUCGUUUAUAUUCGGCUUAUUGCAACUAAUUAAAUUUGUGUAUUAAAAGACACUAUUAU